Messenger RNA from Apis cerana (Asiatic honeybee), 2754 nucleotides. Its product is annotated as zinc finger protein 512B. The record is from RefSeq and is a predicted model, not a curated record. NCBI's taxonomy places the organism in Eukaryota, Metazoa, Arthropoda, Insecta, Hymenoptera, Apidae.
UUUAUAACUUUUUACCUUUCUCCUGAAAGACAAACGAAAUAAGGAUAAGGUAAUUCAAUUUUUAUGUUUCGCGUUAAUUUAUUCAUUUUUUGUCAUAUGGAAGAUCGACGAUGGGUGGAAAAUCAAUCGGUAUCAAAGAUAUACGUUUUAUAUGAAACGGAUAAUCGAUAUAUAAUUCGACACGGGAUUACUAGUUUUCACCAAAAGUGAGAGGAGAAAGAGGGUUGACCGGUGAAUGAUUUUACUUUUGCUUUUGUACCGAACCGGAUUCUAUCGCCCUUAUAAGAAAACUAUUACUGAUUAAACGCUACAUUUUUUUCUCUCAAGUAGGAAGGAUACAUAUUCUACUCUAUAGCAUAUGAAUAAUUCAAUUUUUUGCAUAAUACAUACAUAAAAUACUUUGCAUAGCUCGUACCAAGAACUGGGAUUUUUCAAGGAUCCCGAUAAAUUUUUCGUUGUCCUUUCUGUCACUGUUGGAAAUACAUUCUCAGGAUUUUUCCAUGCGUGGGAAAAAAUAUAGAAAAAUAUCAGUUGCGAUAAUUUGCACGAAAAAGGAAAUUACUAAAGAAAAAAAAAAAGAAGAAGAAGAAAAAUCUUUUGAUAAAAAUGAUAAAUAAGAAAAAGAAUAAUUACUUACUUGUUCUUUGAAAUACUAACAGCUGUCAAAAUCGAUUUGAUUUCUUCAACGGAUACUGCUUUCUUUCGAAUCUCGGUAUAGGAUCGAAAUGCUUGUUACUCGUGUAUCAUAGUUCCAGCGAAGUUUUACAGGUAGCGGAUUUGUUUCGCUCGCACGAGUGCAUGCGAACGAGUGUGCCGGUAGAAAGAACCAGAUGAUCCAGAUUAUCCUUUUACUUUGGACGUUCUUUCAGUGUUCGAGAACGAUAAUCCUUUCACCGUUCUCUCCCUCGACCGUGAAUCGUUUUCGCGGCUCGCAUUUCAGAAUCGUCGAUUGCUCUCACCAUUUUUUACAAACAGGAAAUUACAACGCGGCCUAAUGCCACUUCCUAAUGCGAUUUCCUUCUCUGUGAUCGUCCCUUUUGACCAGUGUUUGCAUAUUGGACGAAAAAAAUUGAACGAACAAUUCUUCUACUUAAUUAAAAGAAUUGGAAGAAUUAUUUUUAAAAUGUCGUAAUACGUUUGAUUGAAAAUCAUAAUCUCAUAUCCAAUGAUAACUUGUCAAUCUAUGCGCCAAAUUAGAAUGGAAUUGAUACGAUUUCGAUGAAGACAAGUGUGACGUUUCGAUUGAACGAAUAUGAUUUAUUAUUAAUUAUCACAAAUAUCUAAAAACAUAGUAAAUAAUGGUUACCGUGGAAAGAGCAGUGAACAAGUUUUCGAUCGCAUAAAAUCACAUAGAGCGCAUAUAUCAAUUUUGACACUCGUAAUUGAUCGUAUAAUUAACAUCGAAACAUCCAAGACACGAGUAAUUACGCUCAACGAAGAUUGCACGCUCGAUGAAAAGACAUAACAAGAUAAUCGCACUAUCACGAUUCAUCCUUCAAAAGGGAGAAGAGAAAAAGGCUGGAAUCAUUAUAGAGACGAGGAGGGAGAGGGAAGCUGCGUGACUGGGUCAGUUACGAAAGAGUAAACACACAAAUUCCCUUUCGGUGCAGUGCGUGGAAGAUGCAAGAGGAGAGGCUCGAUCUCGAUUGCACUUGAAGUCGAGCGUGGUGACGGAGACCGUGGUGGUGGCGGUCGUCGAACUCGCGAGAAGAGCAAGGAAGAAAAAAAGAAAAGAAAAGAAAAGAAAAGAAAAGAAAAGAAAAGGGGAGAAGCGGAGACAAGACUGGAGAACGCAAGCCAGUCGGAAAGAGAGUGCUUUCUUCGUGGAUCGGCGAUGGUGAAGGUCCUCGUAUAUAAGCAACUGCCGUUACUGCAAUUGUCAGUGUGAUUCGUCCCAUCGGAAACGCCUAUCUGCUUACACCUACGAAACCGGAUGACGAUGCGGCGAGUAUUUUUGUUCGCUUUGGCCGUGGUCGCCGCGAGGGCCUCUCAUUUCUCCUCCCUGGAAGGCCAUGGUCUCCAUUCCAGCGAGCCGAAGCUUAUCUCGCAAUCGGUUCAUCUGAAAGAAAUACCGACCAAAAUCAUCAAGGUCACGAAAACCGCGGUCGUCAAGGUGCCAGUUCCCUACCCAGUCAAGGUGCCCCAUCACAUACCCGUCCCGGUGCCAGUGAACCAUCCGAUCGCAGUUCCGUAUACGAAGCUGGUGAAAGUUCAGGAACACGUGCCGGUCGAGGUGUCCAGGCCGGUCCCGAUCGAGAUCCAUCAGCAAGUACCGGUGGUGGUGCCGAAGGCGGUCCCGGUACCGCAGCCGAUUCCGGUUCCUCAUCCUGUAACGGUGAACAAGCCUGUCUUUUAUCCGAUACCACACCCGAUUCCAUAUCAGGCGAGCCAUUCCGAGGGUGGUAUCGGAAGUGGAGCUGGUGGAUACGAUUCUGGGGAUCACGAGGGCCACGAGUCGGAGAGUUACAGCUCUUACACGGUGAAUCAACACGGCCACGAGCAGGACGUCCAAGGUGGACACUUCCAACCGUCUCAACCCGAUUACGGCUCGCAUCAUUGAACGACAAUUUUCAGAUUUCCGUUGUACAUAUACUGUUCUUUACAUACUGUUUAAGCCUGAUUUGUUAAGUUUAUGUUUUUUAAUUUUUAUGUUUUUUUUUGUUGACUCGACGUUCUUUUCUAUUUUUUCUUGUUCUUGUUCUUCUUUUUUUUUUUAUAUGAUUGUUUUAAUAAAAAUUUGUACUUUGUAAAAUA